AUGACUUCAGAAGAGCUCUCGACCUCUUUCAUUCCAGCCCUGUAUAAGCCAGCUGCUCUAUUGCCCAUUGCACGGCAUAAGAAGACCCUGCUUUACUUGGUUGAGAAAUAUCCUGUCACUAUAGUUGUGGGUCAAACAGGUAGCGGCAAAACAACCCAGCUGCCGCAAUAUCUCGACCAGGCAGGAUGGUGCGAGGACGGAAAAGCCAUCGCUGUCACACAGCCCAGGCGAGUUGCUGCCACGACGGUUGCAACCCGAGUAGCAGAGGAGAUGCGGUGCAAAGUAGGUGAAGAGGUGGGCUACUCUAUCAGAUUUGAAGAUCAAACAUCUGCUGCAACAAGAAUCAAAUUCUUGACAGAUGGUAUGUUGCUCAGAGAAGCUUUGGUAGAUCCUCUUCUCUCACGGUAUUCUGUCAUCAUGGUUGAUGAAGCACAUGAAAGAUCUCUAAGCACCGAUGUUCUCCUCGGAAUUCUGAAGAAGAUCUGCAAAAAGCGAACUGAACUUCGCAUUAUCGUCAGUAGUGCAACCCUUCAGGCAGAAGACUUCCUGCGCUUUUUCGCCGGCGAUGAAUACAAGCCCGACGCAGAGCCGGCUGACUUGGGUGGAAGUGUUGGAAGGAUCAUCAGUCUGGAAGGACGGAUGUAUCCAGUCGAUAUGCUUUACCUUGAGACUCCUGCAGAAGACUAUAUUGAACGAGCAGUUAAGACGGUUUUUGAUAUUCAUUCCCAGGAAGCAGAAGGAGAUGUACUUCUCUUCUUGACGGGCCGGGAAGAGAUCGACACUGCGAUUCAGUUGAUAUCCGAGAGAGCGGCUACUCUCCAUCCAAAAGCACAUUCACUACUUCCCUUGCCUCUUUACGCUGGACUCACGACAGAACAACAAAUGUACGUCUUCGAGCCCACACCAGAAAACACUCGAAAAAUCAUUGUCUCGACCAAUAUCGCAGAGGCAUCAGUCACGAUUGACGGAAUCGUAUAUGUAAUCGAUUGCGGCUUUGCCAAACUCAGGGCCUACAACCCCAACACUGGCAUUGAGACGUUGACAGCAGUACCAAUAUCAAAAGCGUCGGCUACACAGCGAGCUGGACGAGCUGGAAGAACUAAGCCGGGAAAAUGCUUCCGCUUAUAUACGCAAGAAGCCUACGAGCUCCUACCUGAAGCAACGGUACCUGAAAUUCAGCGGUCAAACCUAGCCCCAGUCAUUAUGCAGCUCAAAGCACUGGGCAUUGACAACAUUGUCCGAUUUGACUUCCUGACUCCUCCACCGGCAGAACUCGUCAUUCGAGCAUUCGAGCUUCUCUCCUCCCUCGGUGCGGUUGAUGACUAUGCCAAACUUACGAAGCCGCUUGGAAUGCGAAUGGCGGAACUUGCGGUCGAUCCAAUGAUGGCCAAGGUCCUCCUUGUCGCUCCGUCUUUCAACUGUCUAAGCGAGGUCCUCUCAAUUGCGGCUAUGGUCAGUCUUCAGGGAACGGUGUGGGUUCAACAUGAGGGAGAUAAGAGAUCUGCUGAGAGCAGUCGCCGCAAGUUUGCCGUUGAGGAGGGCGAUCAUUUGACAUACCUGAAUGUAUACCAGGCGUUCAUCACCAAGGGAAAGAAGGAUUCGAAAUGGUGUCGUGACAAUCUCUUAAACUACCGGGCUCUGCUGCGCGCAGUGAGCAUCCGUGGUCAGCUGAAGCGAUACCUGGAACGCUUUGGUAUUCAAAUUGAUGAGACGCUGUCAGCUCGCAAUGGCGCCCUUGAUUUGAGCUCCCAACCUGAGCGGAUUCGAAGAUGUCUCACCACAGGUUAUUUCGCUCAUGCGGCCAAGAUGCAGCCUGAUGGCACCUUUAAGACUGUCAGUGGGGGACUGACUCUUCAUGCACACCCUAGCUCAUUGAUGUUUAACCGCAAAGCGGACUGGGUUGUCUUCCAUGAGAUCAUGCAAACGGGCGAAAAGACUUACAUUCGCGAUAUUACGAAGAUUGAGAAGAGUUACCUGCUGGAAUAUGCUCCCGACUAUUACAGAGUCAGGUAA
This is a messenger RNA of Penicillium canescens, 2013 nucleotides long. Its product is annotated as putative ATP dependent RNA helicase. Gene Ontology annotation, cellular component: catalytic step 2 spliceosome; intracellular anatomical structure. Gene Ontology annotation, molecular function: RNA binding; ATP binding. The coding region runs from base 1 to 2013 and encodes 670 amino acids. Lineage: Eukaryota; Fungi; Ascomycota; Eurotiomycetes; Eurotiales; Aspergillaceae. The record is from RefSeq and is a predicted model, not a curated record. The transcript is spliced from 3 exons.